ACUAUAUCAUCGUGCCAUGAUCACCUGAUCCCCUUCAUGUGCUCCGUUUACUAUCCGGAAUGCACCCAUAACGGCCCCACCCAUCGGGUGUGCUACUCCGACUGUUUGGCAGUCACUGAUGCCUGCAAGGCAUCCUUUGAGCAACUCCUCGACCCUCCUUGGCCCGUCAACUGUUCCAUGUUUACCGAUGAACAGGAGGAAGAUGGGAGCUGUUUUGGCCCUGCGGGAGAUAUUUUCGAUACCAACAUAUGCGGGACACGCCCUGCAUACGCACCAGACCAAUACAGGGUUCUUGGUGGUACCAACGCACGCCAAGGGGAAUUCCCUUGGAUUGGUUCACUCCGCAUCGAAGGAUUGGAUUUUGGAGGACAUUGGUGUGGGUCUACCCUGAUCAACUCUCAAUGGGUUCUUACCGCCGCUCACUGCGUUGAUUACUACGUCGAUCGUGUGGUUUUUGGGAACGCACACUUGACGGAUGACUCCGACAACGAGGUAGCGGUUGAGGUGGCUGAUAUUUUCGUCCAUCCCGAGUACGACUCUUAUUGGCUCUUCAACGACAUCGCUCUGAUACGACUUGCUGAACCAGUGACAUUCAGUGACUACGUUAGACCCGCGUGUCUGUCGGAAUCCUCGGACGAACUCAAGGACUAUCGUCGCUGCCUCGUCGCUGGAUGGGAAACUACACUGGAUGGCCCACCGUUGACGCCAAGCUUGAAAAAAGCAGUGGUGAACCUUCUUGACCAAGACUGGUGCAAUUCUGAACUUUUCUACAACGGGUCUCUGACAGAAGAAGAUAUAUGUGCUGAAUAUGCGCCAGGUGGAAUUGAUACUUGUCAGGUAACUGCUAUCUAUGGCGUAGCCUGA
Messenger RNA from Strongylocentrotus purpuratus (purple sea urchin), 864 nucleotides. RefSeq names its product transmembrane protease serine 9. The record is from RefSeq and is a predicted model, not a curated record. Bases 37 to 864 code for a protein of 275 amino acids. Gene Ontology annotation, molecular function: protein binding; serine-type endopeptidase activity. Gene Ontology annotation, biological process: proteolysis. The transcript has 4 exons. Lineage: Eukaryota; Metazoa; Echinodermata; Echinoidea; Camarodonta; Strongylocentrotidae.